Messenger RNA from Phanerochaete carnosa HHB-10118-sp, 2160 nucleotides. RefSeq lists its product as uncharacterized. Gene Ontology annotation, molecular function: NAD+ binding. The record is from RefSeq and is a predicted model, not a curated record. The coding region runs from base 1 to 1698 and encodes 565 amino acids. The transcript is spliced from 18 exons. NCBI's taxonomy places the organism in Eukaryota, Fungi, Basidiomycota, Agaricomycetes, Polyporales, Phanerochaetaceae.
AUGGACUCGCAGCUUCCCGCUUCAGCACCCGCCGACAGUCAUGCUGUACAAGCCUCAGUUCGCACACACUCGCGCAUCUAUGCUAUGCAGGUCCGUGCCUUCCUCGAGGCGUCCGAGGUCGUCGACGCGGACCCAGACAUCAUUGAGGACAUCUUAGACGGCUUCGACGAAGAGUCUCUCUGCGCGGAAGACGGCCUUGAAGACACUGGUAUCGACGCUCAAGACACGGCAAGCGGUGUCCUGAACGGAGUUAGUGCGGUAGAUGAGUACAUGGCGCUUUUGGAGGAAGCCGAGACGUCCUGGAGCAAGGAAGAAGUAAAGCAGAUGAUGAGGGAUCUCAAGGAGCACGGAAUGGCUCACUUCCUCAAUGACUACGUCAUAAUACGCGCGCUGCCCAUUCCGAAGCUAUUGUAUGCAUUUGGCGUAUGCUUAUGCCCUGAACUCCGCAUCAAGCAACGCAAAACAUUGUUGUAUUUCCUAGAAGUGGCCAUGUAUCAAGUGCUGCAAAAGCGCGAGAAACUACCCAUGUACAACACCAUCGAUGACGCUGUCGACUUGAUCAAGAAGUCGUGCCACAUAAUGAUUCUUACUGGUGCCGGCAUCAGUGUGUCCUGUGGGAUCCCAGAUUUCCGUUCUCGGAAUGGGUUGUACGCCCAACUUCAGGAAAGGGGCGAGUAUGAUCUUGACGAUCCUCAACAAAUGUUUGAUAUCCACUACUUUCGGGAGAAGCCAUCUGUUUUUUAUUCAUUUGCUAGUCAAAUAUACCCAUCGAACUUUAUACCCUCACCAUGCCAUCGAUUUAUCAAGCUUAUAGAAGAGAAGGGCAAACUACUCAGAAACUACACACAAAACAUCGAUACCCUAGAAACGCGCGCAGGCGUACAGAACGUCCUACAAUGUCACGGCUCAUUCGCAACGGCAAGCUGUAUCGACUGUAAGGUCACCGUGCCCGGCAACGUCAUUGAAUCGGAUAUCAUGAACCACACCAUACCGGUUUGCAGGUUGUGCUCUUCUGUACCGACACCAGCCCCCGCCCCAAAAGCCAAAAAGAAGGGCAAAAAGAAGAAUCUUCGGCCCUGGGAAAGUGACGGUGAAGAGGAGCCUGAUGUACCUGAGUUCCCGCCCGGUAUUAUGAAGCCGGAUAUCACUUUCUUCGGCGAGAAACUCACGGACGCCUUCGAAAAAGCUCUGAUAGAGGACCGGCCAAAGGUUGAUCUAUUGCUUGUAAUCGGGACUUCGCUCAAGGUGUCGCCGGUCUCCGAGAUUUUGACCCACCUGAGACAUUCGGUUCCUCAGAUACUUAUCAAUAAGACACCAGUCCGACAUAUCAAUCCUGAUAUUGUCUUGUUGGGCAAUGCAGACGAGAUCGUCCAGCACUUGUGUCAGAAGCUCGACUGGGAUCUCCCAAAUCUCCAGUCGUUCACCAAUGGCAACCAGCUGGAUGCACCGCGGCCCAACUUCCGGAAACGCCCCUCGGAUCCGUUGAUGAGAGGGCCAAAGCGAGUAUGCAACAGUCAUGCGUGGCUCUUCGAAGGCGCCGAGGGCGGGAAGUGGGUCGAGGAGAUCGAGAAGAAGGCUGUGAGCCGGCAAGUGAGCGCGUCAGACACAGAGGGCGCCGCGGGUUCCGGAAGUAGCGACGACGAUGACGGGUAUAGCAACCUCCUGCCGCCCACUGUGAAGAGGGCGCGCACCGCCUAAACGAAGGAUGCCUUUCGCCCGGGGUGGCUCCCACGGAGAGCGUGUCAUCGCCGUAGGCGGAGGCGAAAAGCAUUCUUCGAGGCGCGCGACUGUGUGUCGAGGUAGUCUUCGUAGAAGCCGACGACGAAUUCCUCCGCUUUAAAGCCGAAGCGGUUAUAUAGGAGCUGUACACCGCGCUGAUUAGCCAAGGACAACUGAUAGCCAAGACGCGAUGCAGCGCGCACCAUUGCAGGAUUGUUUAUAGAUACAUGUAGAGUAAUAUCUCUAUGCGGAUUUAGUGUUAUGAGAUGAUAUAGCAUCGAUGUGGCUAUCUGUGAGUUAUCCCAGCCUGUUCGGACGACAAGAUAGUUGAUGUACGUCUCGACGGGGGAGCUAAUGAGAGCGACGCCAACGACGACCUUCUUGUACAUGGCGAUAACGGUGCACUUUUCAGGCGAGUACAGCAGGGAGUCGCUGACUUCA